Leishmania braziliensis MHOM/BR/75/M2904 is the source of this 1551-nucleotide messenger RNA. RefSeq lists its product as hypothetical. NCBI's taxonomy places the organism in Eukaryota, Euglenozoa, Kinetoplastea, Trypanosomatida, Trypanosomatidae. Bases 1 to 1551 code for a protein of 516 amino acids. The transcript has a single exon. The record is from RefSeq and is a predicted model, not a curated record.
AUGUUUGUCCGCAUUCGGGGCAAGGGCGCCUGCCCAGAGAACUCGCAGGCGGCAGCGAUGAGCAUUCGCGGCUUCCGACACACGCACAGCCCGCCGCCCUUGGAUUCGCAUUAUUCAGUGCUGCUCCUGCCACCGAGCUUGACGUCCACGUCCACGGAUGCGGCGACGAAGACAGACAAGCCUGCUGGACCACCAACUGCAGCAGCGGAGCCAUUCCGCUUUGCACUUUUUCCAGCUGGUAUUCAGGCAGCAACCCCUGCUGCGGCGCAGGCACAGUACAUGAGCCUAUCGAUGGCAGCGAUUUCCUCUGCCAAGGCAAACGACGGCGCCACAACUACUGCCCCGCUGUCGCCUCCGGUGACACUCGACAGCGAGGCAAACCGCAUGCUGUGGAAGGAGACGUGGAACUUAUACGACAUUCUCUACGACGAGGUGCCGCUCUUGCCCUGGAUCGAGACGACCGACGAUGGGGUGGCGGCGGCUUUGGUGGAGACGGUGGAGCGGGAGCUUUGCAAACUCGCUUUGUCCGACGUGGCGUCGCCAAUGACGACAGAGUUGCACGCGUUGGCAUCGUUGGCGGACAAGACGGACGGCUUCAAGCUCGCCUCCGCUUGCACGGGCAGCCGUCAGGUGGUGGUGUGCGCACACUACUACUCCCCUGCCCCCCUGUCGGAGAAUUUGUUUCACGGCGUUGAGGGGCGCCGCGCCUCCAACGCAGCGGAGCCGAGAUCGGCAGCCUCGCCCGUGUCGAUGGAGGGGCCUGUGGUGGUUUUGGAUCUCGCCGACUUACCGGCUGCACAAGCCGGCGGCAAGGCGAUGGUGAAUGUUGCCUGGUACAUCGCGUUUGCAGCGAUGCAGCCCGACAGUGCGCUGCUCCGCUGCCGCGCUGUCGUGGUGCGCCUCCCCUACACGUCGGUUCCGACGUACACGCAGGCUUGCAGGCACUGCGCCUUGUCGACUUCGUCUGCAGGCGCGGCACCGACCAUGGCGGAUGCUUUCCGCGAAGCGGUUGAUUUCAUCGGCGAGCACGUGGCCGCUGUCUAUCAAGGUAUGGUGCUGGCGUUGCAGGCCGCAUCUCCUGAGUUGGCAGCGAAGUGCACAGCGGCACCACCAGUGGUGGUGAUUGGUAGCACGCCGGCGGCGCUCAGUAGCUGUCUUGGCUUUCUGCUUGAAACUUCUGUUGCAUCGACUACGGAGAAGUUCAAUCGUGCCAACGUCGUUGUUAUCUACGGCGAUCAUCUCGGCCCGAUGGAUACGGGCAGCGCUGGCGCCAGCGACACGCACAGUGCCGUUGAGGCCCGCAGUGCACACAUGGUGGGGCAAUACAAGUCCAUUGGGGGUACUUGCGGCUUCCCGGUGGAUUUUGAGAUGGUGCUGGUGCCGCUGAAGGCGUUGCUCGAUGGCGGAGAGGAGCCAUGGGACGAGUACACGCUGCGGGAGCGAGCUCGACUGAACUUUUGCCCGUGCUGUGGCGACUGCAGUAACAACAACAACAACAAAGGCUGUUUCAACAAGCAUGACGAUGGACUCGGUCAUUGCGGUAGCCAUUAG